Molecule: messenger RNA, 1659 nt
Organism: Miscanthus lutarioriparius
Lineage: Eukaryota; Viridiplantae; Streptophyta; Magnoliopsida; Poales; Poaceae
Source: the annotation of a GenBank genome assembly
AUGUCUCCCUCCGGCGAGCUGCUAGCCUCCAUCUCCUCCGCCCUCGCCGUCGCCUUCGUCCUCCUCGCCUGCGUCGAGCUCGGCGACGCCGCCACCGCCGUCGGCGUCUACCGCCUCAUCCAGUACGACCUCGCCGGCGCCCCGCUCGGCUCCCGCGCCGCGGUCAUCAACCACCACGCCGCCGCGCUCCCGCUCCCCGCCGGCGCGGACCUCUCCCGCUCCGCCCUCGUCGCGCCGCUCCUCGACCUCCCGCUCUCCUUCCUCAGAGAGUACCUGGUGGAGAAAAAACAUCUGGGGGGAUUGCUCAUUCUGCUCCCGACAAACCACGGUGAUAAGGAAAGUGCGGAUGACAAGGGGAAGGUCAAAGGUGUACUGACUGAGCUGGAGAAGUUGCUUGUGCAUGAACAAGUUCCAUAUCCAGUGUACUUUGCUUUGCACGACGACAAUUUUGAUAACCUGCUGGCAGAUAUCCAUAAAAUUGCCUCUUCAGGUCAACCAGCCUCUGCAACAACAGGAGGUUACAAACUUGUUGUGUCCUCAGCAGAGCCUAGAAAAGUGUCAUCUCCGACCAUUUCUAAUAUCCAGGGAUGGUUACCUGGAUUGAAAGGAGAGGGUGAUAGUGAACAGCUUCCGACUAUUGCCAUAGUUGCAAACUAUGACACCUUCGGUGCUGCACCUGCACUUUCUGUGGGAAGCGACAGCAAUGGAAGUGGAGUUGUGGCUCUUCUAGAGAUCGCAAGACUAUUUUCACGUCUGUAUUCAAAUCCUAAGACAAGGGGCAAGUACAAUAUUCUCUUUGGGUUAACAUCUGGCGGACCCUACAAUUACAAUGGAACUAGCAAGUGGCUUAGGAGUUUUGAUCAGCGUGUACGCGAGGGCAUUGACUACGCAAUUUGCUUGAACAGUGUUGGUUCCUGGAGCAAUGACCUCUGGAUGCAUGUAUCAAAGCCUCCAGAAAAUCCCUAUAUCAAGCAAAUCUUUGAAGAAUUUUCGGAUGUCUCUAAAGAAAUGGGUGUUUCAGUUGGAAUCAAGCACAAGAAGAUUAAUGUCUCAAAUCCUAGAGUAGCAUGGGAACACGAACAGUUCUCAAGGUUUAGAGUGACUGCACUUACUCUUUCAGAAAUGUCUACCCCUCCUGAAUUUUUGGAAAGCACUGGCGGUCUUCAUGACACUAGAGAAUCUACAGAUGUUGAGUCAGUAAUCCGAACUGUCAGAUUAGUUUCUGAGAGUCUUGCGAGACACAUCUAUGGAUUGAAAGAAAGGAACAUCGACGUUUUUGCAGAGAAUAGCAGCUUAGCCAUUAAUCCUCACUAUGUCAGGUCCUGGUUGGAUCUGUUGUCACGGACACCACGAGUUGCACCUUUUCUACAGAAAAAUGAUCCCUUUAUAGCAGCGCUCAAAAAGGAACUGUCCGAACACACUACUGAUGUGCAUGUCCAAAGUGAUGCGCUUGAUGGCAUGUUCACUUUCUAUGAUGCAACGAAAGCAACUCUAAAUGUGUACCAGGUUGCAAGUGUUACCUUUGAUCUGCUGUUCCUUCUGGUGCUCGGUUCCUAUCUGAUCGUUCUCUUCUGUUUCCUAGUAAUUACUACACGGGGUGUUGAUGAUCUCAUUAACAUAUUCCGGCGGCCUCCAUCACGCAAGCUCAAGGGGGCAUAG